Geodia barretti is the source of this 476-nucleotide messenger RNA. Lineage: Eukaryota; Metazoa; Porifera; Demospongiae; Tetractinellida; Geodiidae. The record is from the annotation of a GenBank genome assembly.
CACUACAUUAUAAGUCUGUUCAGUGAAUAUAAAAAGUCUGAUUACUGCAAUCUGAUUGGUCGAACAGCUGGUGCAGUAUCACUGGUACAGAUCAAGGAGCUACAGUCAGUACACCAUCUACUACACCGGACUCCUCCUCUGUGUCCUCAGUAUUAUUCACUGGGCCUACAUCUCAUCAGCAGUCAUCGACUUUUUCCUAACUUUUCUUGUCGUCAUUCAGCUAAUUGUGAUAGCUCUAUUCUUCUGUUCCUGGGCCGCACGCAUACUGAAAUACGAAAACAUUCUCAAAGUUAUUCUUUAUGGAGUGUUGUUAGCUCUUCUGCUGUACUUCUUUGCUGUGACGGCAUGGGCUAUACUCAGACUGCAAAAUGACAAACAAGAGUGCACACAGCCCCAGUGGCUGCUGUUCUCGGCGUCCCAACUUCUGGUGGUCCAACUGUUCUUCGCUGCCGUCAUCUACAUCUCUCGCAAGCUGA